This is a messenger RNA of Trypanosoma rangeli, 2001 nucleotides long. Its product is annotated as putative leucine-rich repeat protein. Lineage: Eukaryota; Euglenozoa; Kinetoplastea; Trypanosomatida; Trypanosomatidae. The record is from RefSeq and is a predicted model, not a curated record. The coding region runs from base 1 to 2001 and encodes 666 amino acids. The transcript has a single exon.
AUGGAGCCCAAUGUACUGUCCGUGCUGCAGCAACUCACGUCAAACCCACAACUCGUCGGUCAGCUGCAGAACCUGCUGACGGUCCUGUCACACUCCGACCAGGACGUCACCACGAGCCAGGCGAUGACGGCUAAAGCUGCUGCAACAACGCUGGGUGGAGCACCGUCAUCAGCGCUUGCCCCGGCUUCAUCGCCAGUACAUGUGGGGGAGCAGCAGGGCAUGAUUGCGACCGCGCGUCGCGGAUCGACUCAGACGGUGUCAACCACGAGCUCUGUGCAUCAUGGUGAGACGAACAGCUCGCAGUUGUUGCAUCGGACGGCCGAAACGUUUACGGGCGAGGGUGUCUCGCUUCAGCGGUACGAGAAACUGUUGGGGCGCUGCCGCCAGCUUGAGAAGGGGCUGGAGCAGAAAACACGUGAGGCCGCCGAUGCCACCCAACGUGUGGGUCAGCUGGAGCGGGAGACGACACGUCUGAUGCGGCGGGUGGAGCAGCUUCUGGGUGCCGUGGAGGGGAAGAAGCAGAAGUUGGACGAGACAGAGGCAAAGCACAGGCUUGAGCUUGCCGAGAUAGAGAAUAGGCAUGAAUUAGAGCUUCGAGCAAAGGUGGCCUCGCAUGAGGAGGCACUGCGUCGCCUGAUGGAGGCGCGGCGACUGAUGACAACCGCAGCGCAGUACGAGCAGACGGUUAGGCACGCUGCUGCAGGACAGCAGGCCUCUGCCGCCACGGCCACCACGCCUAUGAGCAAACGCGGCCUCAGGUCCCUCCCCGGCAGCUCCGUCAAGCAGCCGCCGCAGUUGCUGCAGGGCAAUGAACGCGGCAAUGAGCACGAAACGGAUGCAGACGAAAGGGCUGCGUUUCUUCCCCAUGGCAGCAUGCCGGUGAAGCGGGAGCGGGACCAGCCAAAUAGUUUUUCACCCGCCAUUCCACGCAAGAAGCGGACGCCCCGCACGCCGAGUCUAACGGCAGCCGAUCGUGUCGCCACCGCGACGGCCACCAGCACCGCCAGUGCCACGUCAUAUCCAAAGACAACGUCGCAGUCGGUAAAGGUGGAGUAUGACUCACCACAGGUGCGCCCUGGGGCUGUCGCCUCCGCCUUUGCGGAGGAUCGGUAUUUGACGAAGGCGCGUCAUCCGUCGAGCUCCACUGUGUCCCCUGGCCCUGCAACGAGCACCAUCACGGAAGCCAUGGCCCGUCAUCAUCAUCAUCAUCAGCAACAGCAACAACAACAACAACAACAGCAACGUGAUGCCAUGCACAACGUGGAGUCUAGGUUCAUUACACAGUAUGGCACGGCUCUGCUGCCACCUGCUCCCUCGCUACCUUCACCGCCACCGCCACCGGUGUCUAACUCUGCAACCACGAGUCUAGCGGCGCUGAGCCGCACCCCGCGACAGCGGGAAUUGCCUAAUGGUCAACUACAGCAGCAACGGCUGCGUAGUGGGCAGCGCAGCGGCACCUCCUCGGCUGUAGGUGGACCAACGCGCUCACCUUCGCCUGUGAACCCAAAGCGCGGGGCGGAGCAGCCGCGCUGCUUUGUCAUAACAAGCCUCACAGAGGAGGAGCGUGCACGCGUCAAGGCGGCAGUUGCAGCGGUUGGGCAGAAUGGUGUUGUGGUGGAGAGCGACUAUGAGGAUCCACCGCCGUUUACGGCGACGCACAUCGUCGUGCGCGGGCCGCCACGUAGCAUGAAGGCUCUGUGCGGUGUGGUGGGCUCAAAGUGGCUUGUGCAGCCGGAGUACAUUUACGCCUCUCGUGAUGCUGGUUUUUGGCUGGACGAGUACGAAGAGGGCGGGCUGCGUUGCUUUCCGCCCCCUCUCAAGUGUCAGCGCUUUCUUCUUACCAUGCCGGAGGGCAUCGUCAAGGAGAAACUGGAGCAGGUGAUUGAGUACGGCGGGGGGGAGGUGGUGCGCCCGGCACGCGAUGGGCGGUCGUACGACCAGGGCGUUGUUGUCAUUGCCUCCGGUGACGAUCUUCUGCGAUUUGCCACCCGGAUAGAUUGA